AUGCGACGAGAGUUGUUUCUUCACAUUUUGAACGGUGUUACAACAUAUGACGAAUGGUUCAUCCAGAAACCCGAUGCCCUCGAUCGUAUGGGGUUCACUCCUAUCCAGAAGAUGACUGCUGCAAUCUGUAUACUUGCAUAUGGAAUUUCAGCUGAUCUUUGUGACGAUACCAACGCUCACCAAAUGCAGACGACAUUACACGUUUACUUCGAGAAGGGGAAGAGAGAGGUUUUCCAGAACUGCCCCACAGCAUGGCAUGGCACGCACACGGGAAGAAGCCAUAAACCUACCCUCAUAUUGGAGGCUGUUGCAUCGAAAAAUCUGUGGAUCUGGCAUGCUUUCUUUGGUAUGGCUGGUUCACACAAUGAUUUGAAUGUUCUCGAUCAUUCCCCAGUAUUCAAGAGCAUGAUCAAUGGUUCAAUGCCUCCAGUUAAUUACGUGGUGAAUGGGCAUCGGCGUACAAUAGGGUAUUACCUAUCUGAUGGUAUAUAUCUUAAGUGGGCAACUUUGAUGCAGACCAUCCUGCACCCAACAACAGUCAAAGAGAAAUUAUUUGCUAACAAACAAGAAACUGUUAGGAAAGAUGUAGAACGGGCGUUCGGCGUGUUGCAGAUAAGGUGGGCUAUAACGCAUCAACCGGUACUUUAUUGGAAUACAGAAGAUCUAAACAAUAUAAUGAGAACGUGCAUCAUAUUACACAAUAUAAUCAUUGAAGACGAGGGCGAACACAUUUUGCAAUGGACACCUCCGACAGAUGACCCAAUUUCCCUUCCACAUUACGUUCGAAACCCAUCAAUGUUGGCGGCACACAUUUCCUCUCGCCUAAGUAGGAUUCGCAAUAGAUCAGACAAUGCCGAUCUUAGGAGAGAUCUCAUGGAACAUUUAUGGAAUCAAUUUGGUAAUGAAGAUGUUUAA
This is a messenger RNA of Cornus florida, 915 nucleotides long. RefSeq lists its product as uncharacterized. The transcript is spliced from 3 exons. Bases 1 to 915 code for a protein of 304 amino acids. Lineage: Eukaryota; Viridiplantae; Streptophyta; Magnoliopsida; Cornales; Cornaceae. The record is from RefSeq and is a predicted model, not a curated record.